Messenger RNA from Salvia splendens (bonfire salvia), 894 nucleotides. RefSeq lists its product as uncharacterized. The transcript has 3 exons. The coding region runs from base 1 to 894 and encodes 297 amino acids. The record is from RefSeq and is a predicted model, not a curated record. Lineage: Eukaryota; Viridiplantae; Streptophyta; Magnoliopsida; Lamiales; Lamiaceae.
AUGGAUCAAAUGAACCGCGUGUUCCACCCAUAUCUGGACAAGUUCUUCCUAGUCUUUAUAGACGACGUGCUCAUCUACUCGAAGAACGAGAAGGAACAAGAGGAGAAUUUGAGGGCCACCUUGGAGACUUUAAGAGCUGAAAAGCUCUAUGCUAAGUUUAGCAAAUGCAAGGCGAAUGUGGUAGCAGAUGCCUUGAGCAGAAAGACUGCACCCCAAGUUGCCACCUUUCUCACACAAAGUGAAGAGCUCAUCCGCGAGUUUACCAAGAUGCGACUGGAGAUAGUGAGAGCACCAGAGACGGUGGACAGUAGAAUUGCCACCUUGGUGAUAGAACCAGAUUUAAGGGCCAAGAUCAUUGAUGCUCAAAGAUGGGAUGAGGCAUUAAAGAAGGUUCGUUUGAAAGUGAGGACCGAGAAAGAAGUGAGUUACCGUGAAGAGGCAGACAACGCUCUCACUUUUGAAGGAAGACUGUGUGUACUAAAUGAUGAGGCACUCCGGAAUGAGAUCAUGAGUGUAACUCAUGAGACGCCUUACACUAUUCAUCCUGGAAAUACGAAAAUGUACCAGAACAUGAUGAAACAUUUCUGGUGGGAUGGCAUGAAAAGGAGCAUAGCGUUAUUUGUAGAAAGCUAUCAGGCAACCAAAAAUAUGGCUUUAUAUGAAGCACUUUAUGGAAAGAAAUGUAGAUCACCACUUCACUGGGAUGAAGUCGGUGAGAGAAGGAUUCUCGGACCGGACUCUGUGGAAGAGAUGAUAGGAAUUGUCAGACAGAUCCGAGAAAGAAUCAAGGAAGCUCAGGGCAGACAGAAAUCUUACGCAGAUGCUCGCAGAACCGAUCUACAGUUCAAGGCGGUAGACAAAGUUUUCCUAAAGUGUCUCCGUCAAAGGGGAUAA